Molecule: messenger RNA, 2727 nt
Organism: Trypanosoma conorhini
Lineage: Eukaryota; Euglenozoa; Kinetoplastea; Trypanosomatida; Trypanosomatidae
Product: lanosterol synthase
Exons: 1
Coding region: 1-2727 (908 amino acids)
Biological process (GO): triterpenoid biosynthetic process
Cellular component (GO): lipid droplet
Molecular function (GO): lanosterol synthase activity
Source: RefSeq, a predicted model, not a curated record
AUGACGGCGCUCAAGAACGGCGACAAUGCGCCCCAUAGAAAGAGCGACCCGCCGUCCAUGACUUCUUCUUCGCCCUUUGCGUUUACGAGCGUCGUGCCCCGGCCUCCGGCAAGCUUCAGUGAGUACGUGCUGUCCUUGCUCUGGGCGCUUGGAAAGAAGUUGAGCCUAUUUCUCUUUUUAUUGCUUGCUGGCCCGGUCUUGCUGCUGCUGCAUGGGCUGCUGAUGCUGCUGGACCGGCACAAUAGGCGAGCCGUCCUGCGGCACCAGCAGCUGUGGCCGUGCGAAAGUGUGCCGCACGUGCGUCCGGUGCGGGUUGCCGCGUCGCGCGAGUUUCCCCUUGAGCAUUGGCACCUGCGCUGCGAGGACGGUCGGCAGCGGUGGUGCUACGGCGAGCUGCUAAACGAGGAGGAGGGCAACACACUCGGCAAGACGCAGGCCGCGGGCUUGGCGUUUCUCCCGUCCAGGGAUGUUCCCAUGGUGGGGGAGCACUAUGAGUGGGCGGCGGGAAACGCCGUGUCGCCGACGAAGGAGCCAGACAUGCGGGCGAUCAAGGAAAAGCGACGCCGCUUUGUGGAGCAGUACCAACUCGGUCUCAAGACGACGACGGAGGUGCGUCGACGCGCGUCGCCGGAAGACGCCAUGCGGGACGGGGUUGAGUUUCUCCUCCAGCUGCAGGAUCCGUACUCCGGUCACUGGCCGAACGACUACAGCGGGCCACUGUUUUUAACCCCCGGUCUCAUUUUUGUGAAGUUUCUGGUCGCUGCUGGGGAUCUGCAGAGGAUGUUUCCGCCGUACAAGGACCACCGGCACAAGGAUGACACGCCAUGCCGUUGCGGGGAGGCGGCGCGGCUGGAGUUGAUACGGUACCUGCGCAACUACAUGAACAAGGACGGCGGCUUUGGACAGCACACAGAGGGGCAUAGUACAAUGCUGGGGACGGUGCUGAACUACGUUGCGCUGCGCAUGAUGGGUGUGCCGGCCGAGGAUGCCGAUGCGACGCGGGCUCGCGCCUGGAUACGCGGCCACGGUGGGGCGGUUUCCAUUCCAACCUGGGGCAAGGUCUGGCUGUGUAUCGCGGGUCUCUACAGCUGGGAUGGCAUUAACCCCAUUCCCCCGGAGCUCUGGCUUCUGCCACGUUGGGUUCCAUGUUCGCAGGGACGCCUGUGGUGCCACAGCCGCGUCGUCUCUGUGCCCUUCUCCUACCUUUACGGCAUGCGGUGGAUGCCUGAGCCGCACCCGCUCUUGAUAAGUCUUCGCCAGGAGUUGUACACAGAGCCGUAUCAUCAAAUACAGUGGGAGCAGCACCAGAGUAAUAUCUGCAAGUUGGACUGUUACACACCACUUUCCUCCACAUACAAACUUGCCGCGAUGGUGUUUAAAUUGUAUGAAAAGUGGCACAGCAAGGCUCUCCGCAGGCGUGCGAUGGAGUUGGCCUGGUCGCACAUUGCGUAUGAUGAUGAGGACACCCAUUUUAUAUGUCUUGGACCUGUAAACAAGUCAUUGGAUAUGCUUGUUACUUGGAUUCGAGAGGGCGAGGACAGUGGACGCUACCAGAAUCAUCUCACUCGCGUAGAUGAUUAUUUGUAUAUGGGGCCAGAGGGAAUGCGCAUGAGCGGUUACAAUGGCUCCCAGCUGUGGGAUACCUCCUUUGCCGUGCAAGCCAUAUGUGCCUGUAGCAUGGAGAUGCUGUACCCGCAGGAGAUGUCCCUCGCCCACCACUAUGUGGACAUUGCGCAGGUGCAGAGAGACCCUGAGGCGGCGGCCCACUUCUACCGCCAUCGUACGAAGGGUGCAUGGAACUUUAGCACCGCUGCACAAUCGUGGCAAGUGUCGGACUGCACUGCAGAAGGUCUACGUGUGAUUCUCUUGCUGCGUCACAGGCCAUUUUCGGUCACCCGCAUGCGUGACGCCGUGGACGAGAUUCUUUCACUGCGCAACAAGAAGUCUGGCUGGUCUUCCUAUGAGCCCAUGCGUGCACCGGCCUACGUGGAGCUUUUCAAUGCGGCCGACGUGUUUAAGGACGUGAUGACAGACUACGGCUACGCGGAGUGCAGCAGCAGCUGCAUCCACACCUUGGCGCUCUUUCGUCAGCACUACCCGGGGUACCGGCGGGCGGACGUCACCGCCGCCAUCCGGGAAGGCGUACAGUACGUCCUCUCCUUGCAGCGACCGGACGGUGGCUUUUACGGGAGCUGGGCGGUUUGCUUCACCUACGCGGCGUGGCUUGUGGCCAGCGCGCUUUGCAUCUCGCGCGAGAUUGCUGAUAUGGCCAACCACCCUGCGUGCGUGCGUCUCAUUGACUUCCUGCUCGCCCACCAGAACGCCGACGGGGGCUGGGGCGAGGACGUCACCGCCUGCAUGCGCUCGCUCUGGGUGGACAACCCAAGCGGCAGCCAGAUCGUGAACACCGCCUGGGCGGUGAUGGCGAUCAUGUCGGCCGCAGGGGAGGCGGCCCGUGCGUCGCCGAAGCGGCGAGAGCAAGUCAGGGUCGCCGUGGAGCGCGGCAUCCACCUCCUCAUGGCGCGGCAGCUCAUCACCGGAGACUGGGCGCAGGAGCGCAUCAGUGGCGUGUUUAACGGCAACAACCCGAUCCACUACCCGGGGUACAAAAACACGAUGCCGGUGUGGGCGCUGGGGACGUACAACGCCUGGAAGAAGACCUACGCCGUCCCACGCUUCCGCGGCAGCAGUCUUCCGGGGGCGUUCGGGUUUGCAGGGAACGACUGA